This is a messenger RNA of Aaosphaeria arxii CBS 175.79, 470 nucleotides long. RefSeq lists its product as uncharacterized. The transcript has a single exon. The record is from RefSeq and is a predicted model, not a curated record. NCBI's taxonomy places the organism in Eukaryota, Fungi, Ascomycota, Dothideomycetes, Pleosporales. Bases 83 to 256 code for a protein of 57 amino acids.
AAACACAUACCAGGGACUUUGAAUUCUGCCUCGUUGUCUUCUAUUAUCUCUCAUGCCAGUUUAAAGAGGUCUGAUUAUCACUAUGCAACGGCCUUGUGCGGCCGGGGCGAUGUAUCGCCAUGCUCGUAUUUCAAGGUCCGCGGCGGCUACAGGUGUCAGAUUGCAGGUCUGUCACGAGCUGUCGACGGUCCAUUUGAAUGUCUACAGCAAGCACGGCCUACCUUCCACAGCUUUUAUAGUGACGCCAUCAAACUGAGGGAAGAGCUACCCUAACUAUGCACGGUCGAUGAUCACAUUCCGCCAUGCUUCCACCAUGAGGGCUGUCCACAUCCUGGACAGUAAGAGCCAUAAACCGUGACAGAACAACUGCUUCGCCGAGGGCGCGCUAGCCUAGUUAGGGUCCUAACACGUGCCCCCCCUUCUUCCUCCUAUGUGGCGAGGUCCCUGAGCCUGUAUGUAGAAUAGUCUAG